UAGCUAACUAAAUGUCUAAACAAAUGCUCUCUAUAUAACAUAUGUAUGCAUAAAAGUAUAGUAGGUUUAACCUAGUAUAUAUUUUGAGGAGAUAAUUGUCGCAAAGCUCUCAUUUGCUCAUGCUAGGAGGCCAAUCCUCAGCUAUUCCUUCUGGUGAUGUUUUUAUCUGCUCACAAAAUGGAUUUACUUGCAAGAAGAAAAGAAGGCCUGCAGGGACUCCAGAUCCCGGUGCAGAAGUCAUAUUGCUAUCGUCUGAGACGUUAAUGGAAACAGAUAGUUAUACUUGUGAAAUCUGCAACCAAGGGUUCCCUAGGGAGCAGAACCUCCAGAUGCACAGGCGGCACCACAAUGUCCCUUGGAAGCUAUUAAAGAGAGAUGUGCUAGCUAUAGACGCUGCAAAGCGCGUUUAUGUGUGUCCGGAGCCAACCUGCUUGCACCAUGAGCCGUGCCAUGCCCUAGGUGAUCUUUUGGGCAUAAAGAAGCAUUUCAAAAGGAAACACACCAACCAGAGGCAGUGGGUUUGUGAAAAAUGCUCCAAAGGUUAUGCCAUCCAAUCCGAUCUCAAGGCUCACCUCAAAACCUGUGGCACCAGAGGCCAUUCUUGUGACUGUGGCCGUGUUUUCUCCAGAGUUGAGACCUUCAUUGAGCACCAGGAUACAUGCAAAGCACCAAAACCAGCUUUCUUAUUGCAGAGCCCAACCUUAUCAAUCAACACAAAUUCCCGCAAAGCCCCUCUUCCCAAUUCAACAUUAAUGCUAAAACAAAAAACAAUGAUGCAUCAUAAUUUUGAGCUUCAAAAGUUAACCUCAUCAUCAAAACCUCUCCCAACCGUCACAAGUGUACCUCUUUGUACCCAAUUAAAACUCUCAGUUGGGUCUGCGAGUCAUGUUGAGAAAAAUGAAUCAAACAGUUCAAGAAUGAACAAAGAUGCUUCCAAAGCCCAUUUGAUGGAAAGGAUUGGAAUAAAUACCGAAGAUCCAUUAGCAGUGCUACGAAGACUGAAAGAUGAAGCGCGAAAACAGCUACAGAUAUCUGCAGAGGAGAAGGCCUUUGUGGAAAAGAGGAGGCAACAAGCAAAUUGGCAGAUCGAAAUGGCAAAGCAGGAGAUGAUAAAUGCGAAUAGAAUCAGAGAACAAGCUCUAUCGGAACUGAGCAAGGCAGGGGUUCUGAAAGAGCGAGCGAUGAGACAAAUUAAUCCUAACACACUACAGAUAACAUGCAAUGCUUGCAAGAAACAGUACUUGCAGCUCAUAACGAAAGAGGCGAGCUGUGGCGAGCACUCCCCAUUUGCGAGUUAUGUGUCCUCUAUUGGCCAUUAGAGAUCGAAUUGGUGAAGGAGAGGAUGAGAGCCUUAUGCAUGCUUUGUGUUUUAAAGAUUAGAGGAAAAUAAUUUGAUCGAAAAGGCCUCUUCAUGACCUUGAUCAUUGAGCAAUGUGUAUUGUGUUUGAAGAUUCAUUUAAGAUUAAUUUUUAAGUUUGGUCAUGUCA
Molecule: messenger RNA, 1487 nt
Organism: Cornus florida
Lineage: Eukaryota; Viridiplantae; Streptophyta; Magnoliopsida; Cornales; Cornaceae
Product: protein indeterminate-domain 16-like
Exons: 3
Coding region: 120-1319 (399 amino acids)
Cellular component (GO): nucleus
Molecular function (GO): DNA-binding transcription factor activity
Source: RefSeq, a predicted model, not a curated record